ACACCUUUGUCUGAAUCAGAAUUAUGAUAAAACAACAAAAUGAUUUAUUCUUAUCAACAAUAAUCUCGUCUAUAAAAACGUUCUUUACGUAUACAAACACUCAAUUGAUUUUUAUAGUUAUCUCUUUACACUUUAACAUGAAAUUGAAUACAUGUUUAGUUUUUGUAUUUAUUUAUCUUAACUGGCAGGCUGUCAUCUGCGCCACCUGCUAUAAAUCUGAUUUGGGUACAGGUGAAAGAACUUUUACUUGUCAAAGUGAUGUGAAAAAUUUUAAAGCAAAAAUAAAAUUAGACAUAAAAACUUGUAGAAAUGAUCCUCUGAUAAAAUUUCGUUUUGAAAUUCCUGAACUAAGAAUUGAUUAUGAAACUCAGUUGCAUGCUUCUCAAGAUAUUGAAAUACCUGGACUAUCAUUGAGUGCCUUAGCUGGUUUAUAUAUGCAAGUAAAUUUGGAGGAUGACCAUUCUGGAAAUAUAAAAUUAAAGGUACUUUUGCUUGUUAAACUUUUUGGAUCAACACCACUGGAAAUACCAGUCUUUGAGGAAACUAUCACUGACUCAGAUUGCAACAAUUUCUUAAAGUUAUGGAAUUCUGCAGAUGAUUCGAUAAAAUACGGUGCAAUUGGUGGAAUGGUACUUCUACUUGGGUUAUUUGUUUUGUGUUGUUACUGUUGUUGUUGUAAAAAAAAUAGAUCCAGCUCUGCUAUAAUAAUGUCUGCAAAUACCCUACCAAUGUUUGAAAGCAAAGUUCCUUACAAAAUACAUAAAAAUGUUUAAAGUUGAUUAACAAAAUUAGCUGAACAAUUUUAUUUUCAAUUUUACAUAAGGGCAAAAAAGGUUAAUUAUCUUAAUUAUGCAUCAAAGAUUUAGUUUUUAAUGAGUUUACUUAAAAACUUAUACAGCUAUUUGCUGAAGUGUUUUUGUUACAGAUUUUUCUCUGUUUAGAAUUUGCAUUUUUAUUUUUUUGAAAUUCACGUAAUAGUUGUUAUUGAAUUGAUUUUUUUUUGAAAGGGAGGAAGGUUGUUGCUUGUAGAUAAGGUUUUUUUGUUGAAAAUUGCAUGUUUUUGUCAAA
This is a messenger RNA of Hydra vulgaris (swiftwater hydra), 1068 nucleotides long. RefSeq lists its product as uncharacterized. The record is from RefSeq and is a predicted model, not a curated record. Lineage: Eukaryota; Metazoa; Cnidaria; Hydrozoa; Anthoathecata; Hydridae.